AUGUCCUCCCUCUACAAUCUCGAGCCCCAACCAACCGCCUCCUGUAUCCUCCACACGACGUCCGGCGACAUCUCACUGGAGCUAUGGGCGCAACAAGUCCCUUUGACAUGUCGCAACUUCCUCCAACUCUGCCUGGAUGGCUACUACGAUAACACGAUAUUCCACCGUCUCGUACCUGGUUUCAUCCUACAAGGCGGUGAUCCAACAGGUACUGGGAAUGGCGGGGAAAGCAUCUACGAUGGCGGCGCAUACUCAGAGGAAAGAGAGAAGGGUGGUAUAUGGCCGAUGGAGGAUCGCAAGGGGAAGAAUGCUGGUAUGAGGGGCGUGGGGUUCAAGGAUGAAUGGCAUAGUCGGAUUAAGUAUAAUCGACGGGGUUUGUUGGGCAUGGCGAAUGAUGGGACGGAGAAUUCGAAUGGGAGUCAGUUCUUUCUUACGCUAGGGAACACGCCGGAGUUGCAUGGGAAGAACACUUUGUUUGGAAGAGUGGAAGGUGAGACGAUUUAUAAUGUUGCGAAGAUGGGUGAGGCGGAGGUUGGAGAGGGGGAUAGGCCAAUUUAUCCUACGAAGAUUACGAGUGUGGAGGUACUAGUCAACCCAUUCAAGGAUAUGGAGAGGAGGACGAGGACAGCACCAGUUCGCGCGGAGAAAGAGAAGCUGGCGGAAAAGAAAAAGAAGAGGAAAGCUGGAAAGCAACUCUUAAGCUUUGGAGAUGAGGAAGGAGAGGAACCCGCGCAACCAAUUGUGAAGAAGGCCAAGUUCGAUUCGAGGAUAGUAACAGAUGAGGGAGAGGCACCCGCGGAGCCAAAACCAAAAUUGCCCAAGGAGACGAAAAAGAAGGUCGCGAAACCAGUAUCAGUAGAGUCCUCCCCUGAGCCUAUACCUGCUCCAAAAUCGCUACCGAAUCGCUCUGUAAAAGUGGAAAGUCGGGAACCUUCAUCCUCGCCAGAACCCGUUCAAAAGGUCUCGUCACUUCUGGAUCGAACGAAUGCACAAAUUGCAGAAUUGAAGGCCUCAAUGAAGCGAAACGUCCAAACUGCGCCCGUCAGGGAAAAGAAAAAGUCGGUUCUAGAAGAAAUGAUACCAAAAACGUCAGUCCGAGGCAGGAAAAGAAAAGCAGGCGGAAACAAUCCUACGAAAGAUGAUCUACGAUCGUUGGAUAUUCUUAAGGCGUUUCAAUCAAAAUUGGAAUCUGCACCUCCCGAGAAAGAAGUCAUUAAGGCGGAGCCGAAACUGGAAGAAGAUGGAGGAAGCAAAGCCAACGGAGCAGAAGAUGACGAAGAAGCAGCUCUCUGCGAUCUUCAUUUUAUUGCAGGCUGUGAGUCAUGUAAGAAAUGGGAUGCACAGGAUGAAGGAGAAGAGGAAGAUAAUGAUGAUGAAAAUUGGAUGUCACAUGCAUUGUCCUUCAAAGAGGACAAGCUAGGCAAGGAUUUGAGCUACAGGAAAAAGGCAGAGGACGAACUAGUGGUCAUUGAUCCCAGAGAGAAAGCAAGAACUCUAAAAGAAGAGAAGAAGGCACAACGGGAUGCGCGAAGUGGUGUCACGGGGAGGGAAUGGGAUCAGGCUCGGAAUGAAAAGUUAGCCCGAGCAUCUGCUUUCUCGGGGAGAGGAGCCAAGUAG
Messenger RNA from Hymenoscyphus albidus, 1617 nucleotides. Lineage: Eukaryota; Fungi; Ascomycota; Leotiomycetes; Helotiales; Helotiaceae. The record is from the annotation of a GenBank genome assembly.